AAUUCUUCAAGCCCACCCAAAGUCCGUCACGGUAGAGCGAGGAGGAGCACCAGAGUGAAGAAGAUCACCAACUUUUUUCCUCAUCGAUUUGCAUUUCAAUCCAUCCUCACCGGCUAAACGCCGCCGUUUAAGACCAAUCUUUGCCGACGACGUCCUGAAGUUAACUUUAAUGGCUGGUGGUAGGGGACUUUACCACUUGCUAAGGGGCAGGCUUCAUUCUCAUUCUGCUGCCCCGCCAGCUUUAUCAUCUCUCGUUUUAAACAAAAAUCAGGAUGGAGCUGAAUCUGCUGGCGUGAAGUCAUUGAGGGCGAUUACUCUUCUUGGAGCCGGUCUAUCAGGCGUUUUAAGUUUUACAACUAUCGCGGUUGCUGAUGAAGCCGAGCAUGGUUUGGAAUCUCCAAAUUACCCUUGGCCUCACCAAGGCAUUCUCAGUUCAUAUGAUCAUGCCUCGAUUCGACGUGGACACCAGGUGUACACACAAGUCUGCGCAUCCUGUCAUUCAAUGGGUUUGAUUUCAUAUCGUGAUUUGGUCGGCGUAGCAUAUACAGAAGAGGAAACAAAGGCAAUGGCUGCGGAAAUCGAGGUGGUUGACGGUCCUAACGAUGAGGGUGAGAUGUUUACACGCCCCGGAAAACUAAGCGAUCGGUUUCCUCAACCUUACGCAAAUGAGCAAGCUGCUAGGUUUGCUAAUGGUGGGGCCUACCCUCCAGACUUGAGUCUUAUUACCAAAGCUCGUCAUAAUGGACAGAACUAUGUGUUUGCACUUUUAACCGGCUACCGUGAUCCUCCUGCCGGUGUUACAAUUAGGGAAGGCUUGCAUUAUAAUCCGUACUUUCCUGGUGGAGCAAUAGCGAUGCCGAAAAUGCUUAACGAUGGUGCUGUUGAAUAUGAAGACGGUACACCAGCAACAGAGGCCCAGAUGGGAAAAGACGUCGUUUCGUUUUUGAGUUGGGCUGCAGAACCAGAAAUGGAAGAACGGAAACUGAUGGGAUUCAAGUGGAUAUUUGUACUGUCACUGGCCUUGCUUCAAGCUGCGUACUAUAGGCGUCUGAGGUGGUCGGUUCUGAAGUCGCGUAAGCUUGUUCUCGACGUUGUCAACUAGCGCUUUCUCUAAUUGUUCAAGAAAUUUUACUGAAACGACUUGUAUUUGAAAAAAUAAUUAUUUCUGUAAAAGAACUGGAUGUGCAUUUUUUUGUACUAAAAUUGGUACACAAGCUGGUCUUUUGGUUCUUAUGGCACUUGUUUUUCACUGUGGAUUUUUUUAGAAACUAAUAAGUGAAACCCGUUAUUGUAAUCUCAUUUAUAAUUUUAAAUAAAAACAUUUAUUAAGUUGUUUUAAUUA
Helianthus annuus (common sunflower) is the source of this 1342-nucleotide messenger RNA. RefSeq names its product cytochrome c1-2, heme protein, mitochondrial. The record is from RefSeq and is a predicted model, not a curated record. The coding region runs from base 170 to 1102 and encodes 310 amino acids. Gene Ontology annotation, molecular function: electron transfer activity; heme binding. Gene Ontology annotation, biological process: mitochondrial electron transport, ubiquinol to cytochrome c. Lineage: Eukaryota; Viridiplantae; Streptophyta; Magnoliopsida; Asterales; Asteraceae. The transcript has 8 exons.